AUGGGUCGUCGCCGCCACGGGGGGCGUGCGAUCGGCCCGAGGUUAUCUAGAGUCACCAAAGCCGCCGGCGCCCGCCCCCCGGCCGGGGCCGGGGAGGAGGCGGACCGGGUUGGUUUUGAUCUGAUAAAUGCACGCAUCCCCCCGCGAAGGGGGAUCAACCAGGUAGGGGGAAGCGAGCGCGACGACGAGGAGCCGGGCGUGCCGGUGGGGGGGGGGGUGGGGAGAGGCAGACCCCCGCGAGGCGAGGGAGCCGAGAGAGGAGGGGGGGGCCGGGAAGGGCGCUCGCCGGGCCGGGAGACCCGACCGCCCCGGUCCCGCCCGCGGCGAGGACGCCCGACCGCGCGACCCACCCUCGGGGUCCGCGAGGGUCGCGGCGCGUCGCCGCCACCGCGCGGGAGGCACGAGGGGGGGGCGGGGUGGUGCGGCGGGGAGGAGGGCGGCGGGCCGCCCUGCUCUCUCCCUCCUCCAUCCCGCCCGGCCCGGGCCACACCGGGGACGGCCGACGCGCGCCCUCGGCGUCCGUCCGUCCACCCGCCCCAGAGCGGGGCGGGGGACGCCGGGCGGCGAGGACGCGGCGACCGGCCCGCGGCGGGGCAAGACCGGGGACCCGUCCCGCGCUCGGGCGAGCGCACCGGGGCGGGGGCGCCCCCUCGUCCGGCACGCGACGGCGGCGGCGGCGGCGGCGGCGGCGACACGGGCGACGGAUCGGGGCCGCGGCGGGCCCGGGAAGCGAGGCACACCAGGGCACGCGGCCCCGGGGAGCAGCAGACGGCGAGGGGACCGAGGCGGACGGACGGGCGGAGAGGGGCACCGACGGGAUGCGGCCACGCGGGGCCGACACCGCGCAACCGGCGGCGGGGGUGGGGUGGCCGCGCGCCACCGCGAGGGGAACGGCCCAAAGCGAGCCGGGGGAGGGGACGCGAGUCGGCCGCCGGGGCCCACCGCGGGAUCUCACCGCCACAGGCCCUCCCGGCACAGGGGCGGUCCCGCGGCGCCACCCGCGACGAAGGACUGGCGCCCCCACCCUCGCGGGGCUCGCGGCCACCGCCACCGCCACCCCCGGAGCCGCAGCCGGCCCGGGGAGAACACUCUCCCGCCGCACACCGGCGGCCCCCCCCCCACGGCCCUCACGCGCGCGGGGCUCCCCCGCCCCGCCCCCCUCGCUCAGGGCUUUCCGAGGGCACUGCACCGCUCCGCCCGGGGACGCCACCGGCCCGGCAGGGGCCGGGGGACGACACCCACGUGAAGGCGAGGCGAGGCCGGCUCGGGCCCGGGCAGGGGACGGGAACGCGGGCGGUCGCACGCGCGGGACGAGGAGAGGCGAGGCGAGGCCGGCGGCGGCGGGGAGGGGCCGGCGAGCACGCACGGCGGGGGCCGCGGGACAGGGACGCGGGCGCCGUCCGGGGACCGGAGGAAAAAGACCGGGCCACGCGGCCGGGCCCCCAGGAACACCAGCGCGGGAUCCCACCGCCACCCGCACGCGAGGGCGGUCCCGCGACGCCCGGGGCGCCGGCCGGCCCCGGCCAUCCCCGGAGCGUGGCCCGCGACCCGGCCCCGCCGCCAGGGCCGGCGAGCCGGGGCGAGGGCGGGCGCGACGGGCUCCCCCUCACCAACGGCCGCGGGGCCGGGGAAGCCGAGGCCGACCGGGCGUCGCGCCCCGACACGGCCCCCCCUUCCCCCAGGGCUCACCCCACGGGGGCCGGCCGCACGCACACGGCCCCCACCUGCCGGACGCCCGGCGGGGCCCAGCGGGACCCUCCCCCGACUCGGAGGGGGGAGGCGCGGGCCGCGAGAAGGCGUUCUCACCGAGGGCGCGCCGUCCCUCCCCCGGACCGUCUCGCCUUCGGGCUCACGGAGGCGCUCCACGAGCCGCCCGGCCUCAGCCGGGCGGGAGGGGUCUGCGGUACAGGGAAGCGGACCACCACACAGGAGCGUGUGCGCGGUCAGGGCCAGAGCAGAGCCCGCGUCCCGCCCCCUGCAAGGCCUCAUCCGCCGAGGCCUCCGCGACGAGGGAACGGGCACGGCCUCUCCUUCCGCCUCGACCCCCCCGAAAGGGACGAGGCGUCAGCGCUCGGGACGACAGCCACGCCCCGUCGGUCGCGGAGGCCUCGGCGGAUGAGGCCUUGCAGGGGGCGGGGACGCGGGCUCUGCUCUGGCCCUGACCCGCGCACACGCUCCUGUGUGGUGGUCCGCUUCCCUGUACCGCAGACCCCUCCCGCCCGGGCUGAGGCCGGGCGGCUCGUGGAGCGCCUCCCGUGA
Messenger RNA from Capra hircus (goat), 2259 nucleotides. Its product is annotated as basic proline-rich protein-like. The record is from RefSeq and is a predicted model, not a curated record. The transcript is spliced from 4 exons. NCBI's taxonomy places the organism in Eukaryota, Metazoa, Chordata, Mammalia, Artiodactyla, Bovidae. The coding region runs from base 1 to 2259 and encodes 752 amino acids.